Messenger RNA from Carassius carassius (crucian carp), 3617 nucleotides. Its product is annotated as LIM domain-binding protein 1-A. The record is from RefSeq and is a predicted model, not a curated record. Gene Ontology annotation, biological process: negative regulation of transcription by RNA polymerase II; nervous system development; positive regulation of transcription by RNA polymerase II. Gene Ontology annotation, cellular component: transcription regulator complex; nucleus. The coding region runs from base 371 to 1609 and encodes 412 amino acids. Gene Ontology annotation, molecular function: LIM domain binding. The transcript is spliced from 12 exons. Lineage: Eukaryota; Metazoa; Chordata; Actinopteri; Cypriniformes; Cyprinidae.
AGGCGUUGAUCGAUCGCGGGACUGACACGGAGCGGGUGCCAUGCGGACAGGGACUUCUGUCUGUCCUUUGGGACUAUGAGAAAGCCAAUGAGUCUUUAAAACAGGGAGGGCUGAAGAUUUGAAUGUGCACUUAGACAAAGACGAAAGCUGAUCUUUUUAUACUUGCAAAGUGAAUAACUUCUACGGUGUAUUGUUUGGUGUAAGUGGUCAGCCAGUUUUAGAUACUGAUUCCUUGAAGAAAUUAGACACCUUAGCACACUCUAAAGAGGCUGUUUCUCCAAUGUCCCAGUGCUCCAGAAGGAGCCCAUGCUAACAGUGCGUGGACUGAACAACACCAUUUCAUUAAGAGCAGUGCCAAACAUGUGAGAAGAUGUCUGUUGGAGGUUGUGCUUGCCCAGGCUGUUCGUCCAAGUCAUUCAAGCUGUACUCCCCAAAGGAGCCCCCCAACGGUAGUGCCUUCCCUCCGUUUCACCCAGGCGCAAUGCUGGAUAGAGAUGUGGGUCCGACACCGAUGUAUCCACCCUCUUACAUGGAGCCUGGAAUAGGGAGGCACACACCGUAUGGAAAUCAAACAGACUACAGAAUAUUUGAGCUCAACAAAAGACUACAGAAUUGGACAGAGCAGGACUGUGACAAUUUGUGGUGGGAUGCGUUCACUACAGAGUUUUUCGAAGAUGAUGCAAUGCUGACGAUCACUUUCUGUCUGGAAGAUGGGCCCAAACGAUAUACUAUUGGUAGGACGUUGAUCCCUCGGUACUUCAGGAGUAUUUUUGAGGGUGGGGCCACUGAACUCUUCUAUGUGCUGAAACAUCCCAAGGAGUCUUUCCACAAUAACUUUGUGUCCCUGGACUGCGAUCAGUGCACCAUGGUUACACAGAACGGCAAACCCAUGUUCACACAGGUGUGUGUGGAGGGCAGACUGUACCUCGAGUUCAUGUUUGAUGACAUGAUGCGUAUAAAGACGUGGCACUUCAGCAUCAGACAGCACAGAGAGGUGGUGCCGAGGAGCAUCCUGGCAAUGCAUGCCCAAGACCCCCAAAUGCUUGACCAGCUAUCAAAAAACAUCACUAGAUGUGGCUUAUCUAACUCUACGCUGAACUACCUCCGACUUUGUGUAAUCCUGGAGCCCAUGCAGGAACUGAUGUCCAGACACAAGACGUACAGUCUCAGCCCACGAGACUGCCUCAAAACCUGUCUGUUUCAGAAAUGGCAGCGGAUGGUGGCCCCACCAGCUGAGCCAGCAAGACAAGCCCCCAACAAGCGAAGGAAACGAAAAAUGUCCGGCGGCAGCACGAUGAGUUCUGGAGGGGGAAACAACAACAACAACAGUAAAAAGAAAAGUCCAGCCAGCAGUUUUGCGCUCUCCAGCCAGGUACCUGAUGUGAUGAUGGUGGGAGAGCCCACUCUGAUGGGAGGGGAGUUCGGGGACGAGGAUGAGCGGCUCAUCACGCGGCUGGAAAACACACAGUUUGAUGCGGCCAAUGGCAUCGACGACGAGGACAGUUUCAACAGUUCCCCCGCCCUGGGCACCAACAGCCCCUGGAACAGCAAAGCUCCCUCCAGCCAGGAGAGCAAAAAUGACAACCCCACCUCACAGUCAUCGCAGUAGAAGUGUUAGGGGCUAGCGAAAGGCUCGCAAGACCCGGUCCUAGACUUCUGCUCAGUUGGCCUCCUCCUCUGUCGCCGUCAGACAUUCCGUUUUUGUUGAUUCUUUUGUUUCUUUGAGAGUCGUUUUGCAACACCGUCAGUUUCUGUGUCUCGGUCAAGCUUAGCGAUCAGGCUGUGGGUUAUUGUUCCAACCUCGGGUCUCUCUGUGCGUGCUGUGCUAUGACACGCAUGGCUGUUUCUGUUGUGCUCACUUGACAGGAAAGGAUCUCUUUUUAUCUGACCGUUUAGUGAUAUGACCAUUGUGUGCACCUCAGACUCAAACCCAAAGCUCCAUUUUUAAAAACUCAAUUAUUUGUUUUGUAGGACCUGGUUGGAACAAAAACCUGUACAGUUCCGGAGCUUGAGGACCGGAGUUGAGAACCACUACGUAAAGUUCUUUAAGUAAAACUAAAUAAAGUGUAAAGCAUCGAGGUUCUUGAGUUUGGUUAUGCCCGGAAUGGUCACUGAGAGCUUGCCUGACCAUUACACCAGACUCAAAAAAAGUGUUUGAUUUUUUUUUUUUUAUUAUUAUUAUUUGUUUGCAUUCUCUUUAGUUUCUUGUUUUUUAUUUUAUUUUUUAUAACGAUUUCUAAAGUGAAAAAAUAAGCAAGCAAACAAAAACUCUAAAUAUCCUUUGCACUCUUGUCACUGUAUUUUGGAUCUAUUUUUCUUAAAAAAGUAUUAUGAUGAAUUUUGUUCUUAUUAAAAAAAAAAUGAUAAUCUUUAACUGGAAAACGCUGUCAAUCUCAAUGUAAAAUAACAAAUUUUGUAUUGUUACUGUUAUCAAUAUUAUUGUAAGUAGAUGCUAACUUGCUUUAGUCUUUACACCUAUUUGUCUUUCUUUCUGUUUUAAUCAUCUUUGAAAAUGAGAUUACAUGAUCAUAGCAUGUAUGUCUGGGAACUGCAUGUGUCAGACAUUAGCUAUCGCAGCUGUAACAGUCUCAUUGUUCGCAGGAUCUACAUCCUACAAUGUUAGUACAAUGGCCGGUGGCACAUUUUGUCCCAAGACUGUUGCUAUAAACAUUGUUUCAUGGAGAUUUUUAGCCUAUAUUGAAAAGAACAGGCUGAGCCCAAUGCCUGUCGUACACACUGAUCAUUAGUUUGCUUUGAACGUGUAGGGAAAACAUCAAAUUAGUAUCCCAGCUAUUGUUUUUUCUUAACCGAUGCUACAGACCAAGGAGCAAGAUCCUUUAAUCAACACAUUUAUAUAAUGUUUUUUCAUCAUUUUGUUUGUGUAUUUGUGAUUGUAUAUUUAAGAUAGUAGCCAAGUUCUGUAUAAGUGUAAUUCUAUUUACUCUUCUUAGGACCCCUGUGCCCUUCACCCCUUCAUAUGUCAAAAGUAAAACUGAACCUCUCAUUUCAUAUUGUUUCUAGAUGCAUUUUAGGUACAACUACCUUUUACAUGAGAAGGUAGAUUAUAGUUUUAAAGUAGAUGUACAAUGUUUUUUUUUUUUUUUAAGUCCUUGCCAUUGCAUUAUAUUGAGACGAUACAUGUUGCUCUGUAUUUGAUGUUGCCUUUGUACAUUAUUUCACUUGUUUUUUUUUUUUUUUUUCCUUAACCUAAAAUGAUAUAUUAGUCCUUGAAUGAAUCCUUAAGAAUUCUUAUUUAAAUUUGUAUAAUUAAACAUCAUCCAGGUCAAUGAUUCCAAGAAGCCCCUUUGAGGUUACAUUGUAUUAGGUUUUAAAAUACCAGAGGGCACUCCAUUGCAGGGCUUCUGCUGACUUAUAAAAACGGCUGAAGACUAAAUUAUGGUUAAAUAUAACCAUUCUAAGGCAUACAAAUCUGAAAUAAAUUUUUCUUCAAUGUCACUUGUGAAAUACAGUGGUGUUUCUGGUUUAUUUCUCAAAUCGGCCAUAAAGCGGGCGUGCUCUUCUGUUUUCAGAGCAUCUUUGUUUUACAGAUAUAUUUUUGUCUUGUGUCUGCCAUUGACAGUUGAUAUAUGGUACCAAUAAAACUCAUUUUCACAAGC